AGUGCGCGGAGGCGACGGGCGAGGAGCGCCGUCGGCCUCCCGGAGCCGCGCGCUAAUGGAGGGUAUCCAGGCAGAGGAUUGGAACAUGGCCAUGUUUCCUAAAAUAGCCUUGAGGCCUGAAGUAGAAGAACAUCUCCGAGGAGCAUUUAUGAACGUGGAGGUGAUCACCGCUGUAGGAAGGCAAGCAGCCGAAGCCAGAUUCGAAGCUCUUUUGAAACGCCUCUCACAUCCUCCUGCCUUCACAACUGUUCGAGUGAACACUCGACUGGCUUCGGUACAGCAGGUCAAAAGUCUUCUGUGUGAGGAGAUUCAAAAGCAGUUCCAAGGGCUGAGCGUGCCAGUUCUCCAACACCCACGCCUUCCGGACCUUCUGCUCAUUCCCGUCAUCGGGCCCAGGAAGGACGUGGAGGAGCGGCCCAUCCGGGCCAUCGUCGGGGCCCAGUGCGGCAACGCGGUGCUGCGAGGGGCCCACAUCUACGUGCCCGGCAUCCUGGCGGCCUCUGGGGGUAUGAAAGCCGGAGAGGUGGUCUCCGUCUACUCGGACGUGGAAGGGAAAUGCAGAAAAGGAGCCAAAGGAUUUGACGGGACCCAAGCGUUCCUCGGAAAUGGGAUCUCGGAGCUGAGCCGUCGAGAAAUCUUCGGUUCCAACAGCCCCUUGAAAGGCAUCGGGAUAAGGAUGGUGGAACCUGUGUACCUCAGCCCCUCCUUCGACAACGUGCUCCCCGGUUAUUUGUUUUUACAGAAUCUGCCCUCUGCCGUCGCGAGUCACGUUCUGGGUCCUCAGCCGGGAGAGAGGAUCCUGGAUAUGUGUGCGGCUCCUGGGGGCAAGACCACCCACAUCGCAGCCCUGAUGGAAGAUCGGGGCGAAGUGAUAGCGCUGGACAAGAUAGCCAACAAGGUGGAAAAGAUCAAGCAAACCGCCAAGUUAUUGCAGCUAAAUUGUAUCAAGGCCUUCUGCUACGACGGAACCAAGGCCCUGGCCCAAGGGAAGACCGAGGCUGGGCGAGGCCGUGGAGCUGCUGAAGCCGGGCGGGGUGCUGGUCUACAGCACGUGCACGGUGACCCUGGCCGAGAACGAGGAGCAGGUGGCCUGGGCCCUGGACACCUUCCCCUGCCUCCAGCUGCUGCCCCAGGAACCCCACCUGGGAGACGAGGGAAUGGCGGGCGCCGGGCUGUCCCAGGAGCAGCGGCAUCGGCUGCAGCGGUUCGACCCGGCCGCCGUGCCCGCGGAGGGGCCGAUCCGCCGUGCCAACCAGGACUGCAUAGGCUUCUUCAUCGCCAGCUUCGCCAAGCGCCGGACCGCCUCACCCUGCGCCGGGCAGGCCGAACCCUCAUGAAUCGGGGGCCCAGGCCCCGGCGGCCAGUGGGAUUUUUUGAGCGCUUACUGGGUGCGGAGAACCGCAUUGAGCGCUCGGGCGAGGAGAGAACAGACGCGUUCCCCGCCCUCGGCAAGGUAACAAUCUCCCGCGGGCCGGCUACGGAAGCAGCGAGGCCUAGCGGACGGAGCCUGGGCCUGGGAGUCAGAGGACCUGUGUUCUCAUCCUGGCUCUGCCACUUGUCUGCUGCGUGGCUUUGGACAAGUCACUCCACUUCUCCUUGCCUUAGUUCCCUCUUCCGCAAAAUGGGGAUCCGAUACCCAUUCUGACCCCUACUUAGACCGCGAGCACAUCCGGGAUCCGAUCACCUUCUCUCUGCCCUGGCGCUUAAGUACCACGCUUGACACUGAGCGCUUAAUGGAUACCACGGUUUUUAAUGAUUUUAAACCAGGCCGAUUUCCUGUGUUGCACCAACCUCGAUCAGACUGGGGAGGCAGUUUGCCUGGAGUUGGGCCCUGAUGCUUUUUACCUGUCAAUAAAUCAGUCGGUCGAUUGUAUCCACCA
Messenger RNA from Ornithorhynchus anatinus (platypus), 1880 nucleotides. It is a transcript of the gene NSUN6, whose product is annotated as NOP2/Sun RNA methyltransferase 6. Gene Ontology annotation, molecular function: methyltransferase activity; RNA binding. Lineage: Eukaryota; Metazoa; Chordata; Mammalia; Monotremata; Ornithorhynchidae. Gene Ontology annotation, biological process: RNA methylation. The transcript has 11 exons. Bases 56 to 1645 code for a protein of 529 amino acids. The record is from RefSeq and is a predicted model, not a curated record.